AUGAGGGCUCCCUGGAAAUGGUUCCACCGCGAAAGCGAAGAGACCAUGCGCCAUGUGACCGUUAACGGCAGCCAGCCUACACACUUUUGCUCGAACAAUGUCAAAACGACCAAGUACACACUGUACAACUUCCCAAUUAAGAACCUCCUGGAGCAGCUGAGAGAGCCUUCGAACCUCUAUUUCGUGUUUAUCGCCGUAUUACAGGUUAUCCCCAGGAUAUCUUCCACACAUGGCAUACCAGUCAUGCUGCUACCGCUCUCCAUUGUCAUGCUCGGAAACGCCGUCAAAGAUGCCUACGAGGACUACAGGCGUUACCUAGCUGACAACGAGGUCAACAACAGCGUCGCGCAGGUGGCCGUUCACCCGCAGCUCACUAACAUGGACAAGGCGAUACGACCAAUGCCGCCAAAGGAGGAGCCGAGGCGAUCCUUCAUAGCCAAAGCCGUCGCUAACGACAAAAUCAUCUGUAAAAGGUGGCACGAGAUUGAGGUCGGGGAGGUUAUUGUGGUUCAAAGCGGCGACACCAUUCCCGCUGACGUCCUACUUAUCGGCUCCUCGGAAAUCAAUGGAGUCGCGUUCGUUGAGACAGCAUGCUUGGACGGAGAGAGCAGCCUCAAGAAAAAGGAGGCAGUGCUGAAAGUUGCGGAACACCUCACUAGGGACCUGGACACAGCCCUAAAGCGGUUCAAGGAUAUCAAAGGUAGCGUGACGUGCGAGCCGCCGAAUCAACACCUGAUUACGUUUGAUGGAUCAUUGACAUAUCAAAUCGAAGCGGGCGCUAACGCAGCGCAUGAGGAUGGAUCGUGUGGUAGUGACGGGUCGCCCGCACCUUCGGCCAGAAACCGAAACAGCGAAGUUGCCAAUUCGGGUGCAACUGAAACAUCGAUCACCCUGCUCCAGAUGCUUCUUAGAGGAUGCAAAUUGCGCAACACGGGGUGGGCAAUGGGCAUUGUUAUAUACACGGGCCAUGAGACUAAAAUUUACAAGAACAUCCCCAAAGCACCACACAAAGUGAGCAACCUGAACAGAAUCAUGGUCAGACUCACCUUCAUCGUGUGGGUAUUCCAAAUCGCACUGUGUUCUGUGGCCGCAUGUUGGACUGUCUACAGGCACAAAUACGGUCUAGAUGAACUAUUGCCAUACCUCCAAGGGGAGGACUUGUCGUAUGGAACGGUUCGCGUGUUCGUGAUAUCUUUCUUCUCCUGGAUUGCCAUAUCAGCCACGUUUGUGCCUAUCAGCACCAUCGUGAGCAUGAACAUCGCUAGGAUUGCUCAGGCCUUCUUUAUCCACUCGGACACAGACAUGUAUUACGACGAGAUCGACAUGCACGCAGCCGCCCGUACAACAUCGCUCAACGAGGAUCUCGGGCAAGUACACUACCUAUUUUCGGACAAGACCGGAACACUAACGUGCAACAAAAUGGUCUUCCGGAAGUUCGCCGUUGCCGGAAGGUCCUACGGUAAGGGGUACACCGACAUUAGAAGGUUCGUUCUCAGCAGGCAGGGCGCAAUAUUGGAGCCCGAACCAGAGAACCCACUGUACGAUAAAGACUCGCACGUCAAUCUGGUGGACGACGACCUCUUUAAGCACCUCAAAAACUACAACGACCCGAGACAUACCCACCUGGUCGAGUUCUUCAUGCACAUGAUCUGCAACAACGGCGUGCUUACGGAUGUGUCGAGAACAGGGGAAGUGAUGUACAAUUCACAAAGUCCGGAUGAACUCUGUUUUGUGCACGCUGGGCGUUUUGCUGACUUCAAGCUCAUAGACAAAACCAGCAACUCGCUCACCAUGACGGUGUUCGGCCGAAAGAUGCGUGUGCGGACGCUAGCAAUGAUAGAAUUUGACUACAUCCGUCGAUGCAGCUCCGCAAUCAUUGCCUUCCCGAAGGACCCCAAGACCAACCUGGAGGACGAGGAUCUCAACAAGUUCAGAAUCGUUCUCUUCUGCAAAGGAGGUGACAACGUCAUUAUGAGCAAGUUGAAGUCCAAAAGUGACAUGGAUGCUGUGACUGCAUCAUACUGUGACCAGUACUCCCGUGACGGACUGCGUACGCUGGUGUUUGCGAAAAGGGAGCUCACCACAGCCGAGUUCACGGCAUGGAACGCAAAAUACAUCGAAGCUCAAGCAGACAUUCUAAACCGUGAGAAGUCGGUGGCCGCAUGCGCCUCACUCAUCGAGAAGGAUCUCGUGCUACAGGGCGUUUCGGGAAUAGAGGAUAAGUUGCAAGAAGGCGUAGGCGAGACCAUCGAACUCUUGGGUGCGGCCGGAAUUAAGGUCUGGAUGCUUACGGGAGACAACCUUGAGACCGCAAUCAACAUUGGCAUUGCCACCAAUCUGCUCAGGGUCUUCUCACAACGCAUAGAUUUGCACUCGGCUGCCUGCGCGAAGGAGGAACUGCACGCAAAGGUGCGGGAGUGGCUUGCGAAGGUUAAAGAGGACCCCGAUAGCGCCUCCCACAGGUGCGUCGUGAUCGACGGUAUUGCCACCGGAGAGCUCACCAAGGAUGACAUUGUCGAGGACUUUGUGGAGCUGUGCACAUACUGCCACUCUGCCAUAUGCUGCCGUAUGACCCCUGCGCACAAGGGUCUCUUCGUUGCGCUAUUCAAGCGCAAACUAGGCACCGUGAUGAUGGCUAUCGGAGAUGGCGGUAAUGAUUGCAACAUGAUCCAGACGGCAGAUGUCGGAAUCGGCCUUAAGGGUAAGGAGGGCCUGCAGGCCUUCAAUGUCUCCGACUACGGUAUUGGGCAGUUCCGGUACCUCACGCCACUGAUCCUCAACCACGGUCGCAACUGCUACCGUCGAUUGGCCAAGAGCGUUGCGUACAUGUUCUACAAAAACAUUACGCUCAUCAUGCCCAUAUUCUUCUACGGUUACACCUCGCUGUUCAGUGGCCAACGUAUCCUUCUCGAAGUCCUAGUUGCGCUCUACAAUGUUUGUUUCACUGGUAUCAGUGUCAUCUUGGUGGGAUCCAUUGACCGUGACAUUGACAAGUCGCUGAGCUACAGGUAUCCACACUUGUAUCAACUGGGUCAGAAGAAUUACUACCUCAAUGCGAAGGUGUUCUUAGGGUGGCUAUUCAACAGCUUCUUCCACGCUCUGAUCAUAUUCUUGAUGGUGAACUUCGGCCUGAACGAUCGCUACACGAUCCCCGGCAGCGAUGGUCAACCGCUCACCAGCCCACAGCUGGGUAUUGGAAUGAUGCUCAUUGUCAUGGUUGUGGUUAGCCUGAAGCUAGUCAUGGAAACCUGGUACUACACCCGUCUAACCACCGCCACGUAUGUGUUCAGCUUCUUCAACUUCUUCCUUUCCAUAUACGUAUUAUCGCUAUCCACCAAACUCGGGAGCGGACUUCUGGGUGGUGCUAUGAAUCUGCUUGCCAACGGACGCUUUUGGAUCGUAUUGGUGGCCUCCACCACGGCUGCACUCUAUCGCGACUAUUUGAUGAAGGUGGUGCACUACUCGUUCUUGCCUCACUACUACCAGUGCACAUUUGCCCAUAAUAAACCUAAAGUAGUAUCUGAAUACAUUAAAAACACCUGGUUAACGGUAACCCAGGGGCAGCUUCGGCUGCGGGAUCUGCUGCGAGGGGAACGGCCGCGACGUGUUGCGCGGGAUCGUUCGCAGCGUCUGUAUCAUGAACGGCAUGAGGAUGUCGAGAUCCAGGCCGUUUACCCACGCCAUCUCCAAAACGUCCGCGGGCUCGAGCAGCGCGAAGUUGACGGUCAGACAUGCCACGAAUUCCUCACGGAGGCCGUGCUCUAUGAAGUACUUCGCCAUCUCAAGCGCCAUCGACUCGCUACGAGACAUGUUGACGGCUUUGAUGGCGCCUGCGAAGUCACCGUUACGCCUAUGUAUCAGCGCCGACUUGGCGAAGUCGCGCGAACGGGCAUACAGCACACCGGCGAUGCUGCGCAUCUGCGGCAGACGGUGUCCCUCGAGCUUCGCGCACAGAGCCUGCUGGUCAAACACCGCCAGUCUGGCGAUGCUGCGCUCCAGCAACUCGUGCUCCUCUUCUUCGACAUAGACUUCGAACAAGGCGUCAUUCACGGCGGGGCUGCUCUUGUCAGCUACAGACUCCAGGUACUCCCUCGCUAUGCCCAGACAAUCCGCGUUUUUCAGGAUCUUUAUCACGCGAACAGGGUCGACGCGAUUCUUGAUGCUUAUCAGCAAACGCGUCAGCAACAUGGGUUCGCAUUGGAUACAGAAGUGGAUGGCCUUGUACAACGCCUCCGGGUUGGCAGCUGCCCCAGCUGCCGCAAAGAAUACGUCCUCGUCCCACGCCAGGCCAUAGUGGGCCACCAUAGACAUGAGCGCCUUGUCGGGCGAUUCAAGGCUGUAGAGGUAUAUGGCCUCCCUCCAAAGCCAGAGGUUGCAGCACUCGCGCGCCACGCGAGCAAUGUUCAAAGAGGUGCGAAUGGAGUCGCCGGUGUAACGGGUCUUGAAGUGCGACAGCAAGUCAUCGGGUCGGUACUUCGCAACUGCGAUCGCCAACUCUGUGCAUACGGCCACGGAACGCUCCGAAUUCUCGAGCAGGUGAAUAACCUCCUCGAGUUCGUUCUUCAGCACACAGGUCUCGACCACCUGCCGAAGGACUUGGGGGUUGCGGGACUUCAAGGCGGUCUCCGCAGCGAGCUCAAAGUUGCCCAGAUUCAGAUGACAAACAGCCAAUUUGGAGUGGUUCGGAAUGCUUGCGUAAACAAUCACUGCUUCGCUGUACAUGUGCGUUUCCAUAAGUUUGCUGCCCACAUAGGCAACGUCAGCGCAGUUCUUGGCAUUCAACACCUCGCGGAACUCAUCCGUGUUGCCACUCUCAGCGAGGCACAGCAGCAAAUCAGUGUCUAUCUGACGGUUCUCCCUCACCUUACGGCAUUCGCGAAGCCACCGCAACAAAAGAGUGGUGUCCUUACCGCAGGCUAG
This is a messenger RNA of Babesia ovata, 4920 nucleotides long. Its product is annotated as probable phospholipid-transporting ATPase IA isoform X2. Bases 1 to 4920 code for a protein of 1639 amino acids. Gene Ontology annotation, biological process: phospholipid translocation. The transcript has 5 exons. Gene Ontology annotation, molecular function: ATPase-coupled intramembrane lipid carrier activity; ATP hydrolysis activity; magnesium ion binding. The record is from RefSeq and is a predicted model, not a curated record. NCBI's taxonomy places the organism in Eukaryota, Apicomplexa, Aconoidasida, Piroplasmida, Babesiidae. Gene Ontology annotation, cellular component: plasma membrane.